Laccaria bicolor S238N-H82 is the source of this 824-nucleotide messenger RNA. RefSeq lists its product as uncharacterized. The record is from RefSeq and is a predicted model, not a curated record. The transcript is spliced from 2 exons. The coding region runs from base 292 to 672 and encodes 126 amino acids. NCBI's taxonomy places the organism in Eukaryota, Fungi, Basidiomycota, Agaricomycetes, Agaricales, Hydnangiaceae.
CAAAGGGCUACUAAGCUCAUUUUUGUUUCCAAGAAAAAAGUCAUCAUCCAUACCUCUGCCACCGGUGGUGCUAUCCCCAGGACAUUUGUGCUCCGCCAAGAACCUGCUACGCCUUCCAAUUGGCUAGUGAUACAGAAAUUUAGAGAUCUCUUCACGUUUGUUCCAUCCGACGAAAUUGAAAUAUCACUCUCUGAGUGUAUCGGACAUGGAGCCGCGGGACAAGUAUUCAUCGGCACCACGGAAAACGAAAAGUAUGCCGUCAAGGUCGCGCCUUGGAAGACCGAAAGACGGAUGUUGCAAAUGGAAGCUGAUAUUUACAAGACUCUAUUGGACCUGCAAGGACGAUGCAUUCCUAGAAUUUUUGGAUUUUUCGGCUCUGAACAUCUCAAAGCAUUGAUUAUGGAGUACCUGGGUCCCACUGUCGAGAACGUCUUGGACCUCAGUUUAGAUCAACGUCACCAGCUACUGGAGGAACUUUGUUUGAUUCAUGCACGUGGAAUUGUGCUUGGAGACCUUCGAGCCGCAAACAUCGUCUUGAAAAAUGGAUCUCCUCAUUUUAUCGAUUUCUCGCAUGCGCAUGAACACCAGUGCACUGGAUUCACGAAAUGCUCUGAGCUUAUCAUGGCAUGUCAAUUCUUUUCGUUGAAUGCCGAGCUCGAGAAUCCAUCGUAGAUCGGCCCUCAGUAGUGGAAAGGUGUGGAGUUGACAGUUUCGGAAAGGCGCAUGGCAAAUGUAGUGAUAGUUCUGAGCUUAUGUAGCAAAUGAGAAGGGCAAUCAUAUUCACCAGGCCUUCAUCUAUCGUACCCAUUUAUGACCUGUAUCAA